CCAUCGGACUUACAACGUUCCUCUACGGUUGUCAAGCAUGAAAUUCGCGACCUUCCGACAGUAAAUAAGGGAGAAUUUGAGAGCAAACUCUUGGGAUCACCAAAUGUUGGUAUAGUGGAUCGAAUGAAUUGUGCAACCAUGUUCGACAAACAAUACUUGAUUCUUGGAAGUGAUACUGGCUUAUUCGUGAUUGAUUUCUCGGUUCGCUGGGAUAUGAUGAGACCAAAACAACUUAUACGUGGAUGCCCGUUCAAAAAGUUACAAGUUCUUGAUGAUUAUGGAGUGAUGGUUGCCAUUGCUGGAAAAAAACAAACGAUACGAAUAUACAAGUUAGACAGUUUGCUGCACCUAAUAAAAUUUGUCGUCAAUUCAAAAUCGGGAACGCCAGUCGAUUUUUCAAAAGCAUCACCAUUUCUUAAAAAGAUGACAGACAGUUUGCCAAAAUGUGAAAUAUGUGGACAUAAUUUGGAUGAAGUUUGCGUGGGAGAUCGAAAACACGAUUUAAUAUGUCAAAGCUGUAAAGGUACUCGCGAUGAUUCCGAUUCCAACACCGAAGAGCCCAGUGCAUCACAAUCUCCUGCAUCUCUUCCUCCUGGAAAAUCCCAUCGUCGACAGUUGUCAAAUAUUUCCAAGCAUUUCAUUCAACAUAACCUAUCCAAUUCGAUUGGUAGUGCGAACAUUAGUGUCGAAGAAAAGUCAACUGUCUGGAGUUGGGCAACAGAUUAUGUAAAGUUACCAGAAGUUAAUAAGUGUUGCGUGACCUUUGACAUCAAAGAGACGAAGAGUCAGGUAUAUCUUACGGUGCUCACCAUCAAUCACUCGAUACUUUUAUUCUCGUGUUCAGUAGAAUCAAAAUAUAAAGCGAGUUGUAAAUUUUUAUACUUUAAUGCUUACUUUGUGCCAGUAACACCAAAUUUCAUCAGUGUUUCUACGGACUCGUCUAUCAUCAAACAAAUAAUUGCUGGCGUGGAAGAUUGUAAAGCG
Messenger RNA from Acaulospora morrowiae, 984 nucleotides. The record is from the annotation of a GenBank genome assembly. Lineage: Eukaryota; Fungi; Glomeromycota; Glomeromycetes; Diversisporales; Acaulosporaceae.